UUGCUAAGAGUCCUUACACGUUGAAUAAUCGUUAAGCCUUGUGAGUGUUGACCGUUUUUCUUUUGUGACACAAUGAGCUCAGUUCAUGCCGUUUCGGUCCUUCUCUUGUUUCUGCUGUUCUUGCAUCUUUCUGAUUCUCGCCACCUCGACAACGUUCACAUCACAGAUUCUCAGUUUUCACUUGACAAGGAUCAAAAUGGUGUCCCCGGUUUGACAUCUAAAGAACCGGUUAGAGUUUCUAGGAUUGUUCUGGGCGUAAAGAAGAACCACCAUCGUCGGCAGUCGCUCUUAUUUGCAGAUUAUCCAAAGCCGUCCACUCGGCCUCCACGCCAUAACUGAAACCUCUCUCUUUUGUUUUUCAACUUUAGAAGUUUUUUUUGUAUGUGAGAGAGUAAAUAGGUCGUCCGUAAUAGUUCCAUUGUGGAGUAUAUUUUUUGAAGUAUAGAUUCAUGUAAUCAGAGCUGACAAAAUCUAUCUAUUUUCAGUAAGUUUCCCAAAAGAGACGCAUCUAUUUA
Molecule: messenger RNA, 515 nt
Organism: Raphanus sativus (radish)
Lineage: Eukaryota; Viridiplantae; Streptophyta; Magnoliopsida; Brassicales; Brassicaceae
Product: protein GOLVEN 10
Exons: 2
Coding region: 73-339 (88 amino acids)
Source: RefSeq, a predicted model, not a curated record